AUGCUGCUAUUGAAAAAAACAAAACAAGAAUUCACUGAAACGACAGAUUUUUUGCAGUCAGAAAAUAAAGAUAUAAAAGCUUCCCUAUCUGUUGUUGAAACUCACAUCAGCGAGCUAGAGAAAGAAAAUUGCAAUUAUCUGAAAAAUAUCACGUAUUUGCAGAAUCGCUUGGAGUCUAUGGAAAAAGUUUCGCGAAGCCACAAUGUUGAAAUACAGGCCGUCCCUGAAAAACGUAAUGAAAACGUACUUGCCAUAGUAAAAAACCUUUAUAAGAUCAUAAGCUUACAAAUCAAUGACGAUGAAAUCAGCGCUUGUCGUAGAGUUGCUAAGUUACCAUCUACUUCUGCAAGCCGUCCACGCAAUAUUCUAGUGAGCCUUCCGACUAUUCGUCACAGAGACAAUUUAAUUUCAGCAGUGAAACGUUUUAACAAAGCCAACCCAAAGGAACGGAUAAGUUCAGUGCAUCUUGGUGUAGCUGGCGAAAGAUCCUUGAUAUACGUAACCGAGCACCUGUCACCCGAGUGCAAGGAACUCCACUCGGCUACUCGAAUAACACUACGGGAUCAAUACAAAUACAUAUGGGCUAAAUAUGGCAAUGUAUACAUCAGAAAAGAUGAUACGUCAUCGGUUAUACAUGUAAAGAAUAAGGAUUUCCUAUCGAAGUUGUCAUCCUAA
This is a messenger RNA of Parnassius mnemosyne (clouded apollo), 675 nucleotides long. Lineage: Eukaryota; Metazoa; Arthropoda; Insecta; Lepidoptera; Papilionidae. The record is from the annotation of a GenBank genome assembly.